Messenger RNA from Lobosporangium transversale, 989 nucleotides. RefSeq names its product ribosomal protein L4/L1 family-domain-containing protein. Gene Ontology annotation, cellular component: ribosome. Gene Ontology annotation, biological process: translation. Gene Ontology annotation, molecular function: structural constituent of ribosome. The coding region runs from base 12 to 818 and encodes 268 amino acids. NCBI's taxonomy places the organism in Eukaryota, Fungi, Mortierellomycota, Mortierellomycetes, Mortierellales, Mortierellaceae. The transcript has 3 exons. The record is from RefSeq and is a predicted model, not a curated record.
CUUAAUAAUGAAUGGCACAGUUGGGUUUGAAGGCAAUUGCUGCUUCUAGGUUUUCUACAUUCACAUCUACCCGCGCUGAGGCAAUUGAAACGACAACAUCACAUACUACACCAGUAGGACAAGUCCCUUCCCAGCAGAAUGAGCAAGAGGGACCAACAGCUACACAAAACUCUGACAACUCAUUCUAUACACCUUUGCAAGCAUGGCUCCGGGAUUUCAGAACAAAUGAACCCAAGGAUAUGAUCAACUUGAAACGCCAAGUCUUUGGAGCUCCUUUGAGGAAGGAUAUCUUGCACAGAGUAGUUGUCUGGCAAAGAGAUGCGGAGCGUCAGGGAACACAUUCGACCAAAGGAAGAAGCGAAGUCAGUGGAACAACUCGCAAGGCUGCACCGCAGAAAGGACGUGGCGCUGCUCGUGUGGGAUCUUUACGUGCGCCUCAACGUCGCGGAGGUGGAAUUGCAUUUGGACCAAAGCCUAGAGAUCAUUCAAGUGAAUUGCCUCGUAAGGUUCAGGAGAUGGGUCUGCGUAUUGCGUUGUCGACCAAAUAUGCACAGGAUCAGUUGGUGAUUGUGGAUGAUAUUGUUUUAGAUUCUCAUAAGGCUCGGGAAUUCGAGAAGAUUCAAAGACAACAUGGCUGGGAUUCAAUCCUUGUUGUGGCUCAUCAAGAGAAUGAGAAUUUGUGGCGUGCAACGAACAACUUACAGCAAGUGGAUGUCACGGUCAUGCAGGAGACAGAUGUCUUGAGGUUGCUGAAGUAUCAAACGGUCAUCAUCGAUAGGAAAUCAGUCCGCUAUCUAGAGAAAAAGUUAAAGAUUUAAAAGACGUUGGUAAAAUAGAGGCAGUAACGAGGGACAGGGGAUGGAAGAAAAAGGGUGUCAUUUUAUUAAAAAAAAACAAAAGCGGUGAAUGGGGGCCUCCUUUCUUUUAUGCAAUAGUUUUAUUAGAUUUUUUAACAUUAAAAGCAACCAUUCAAAUGUAUUAAAGUUUAU